Messenger RNA from Ruditapes philippinarum (Manila clam), 2305 nucleotides. RefSeq names its product inositol-3-phosphate synthase 1-B-like. Gene Ontology annotation, cellular component: cytoplasm. Bases 297 to 1922 code for a protein of 541 amino acids. The record is from RefSeq and is a predicted model, not a curated record. Gene Ontology annotation, molecular function: inositol-3-phosphate synthase activity. The transcript is spliced from 8 exons. NCBI's taxonomy places the organism in Eukaryota, Metazoa, Mollusca, Bivalvia, Venerida, Veneridae. Gene Ontology annotation, biological process: phospholipid biosynthetic process; inositol biosynthetic process.
UAUUUUACCGAUCACCCGAUCUACGUCUAUGUUUAAAAAUAACUUUUUUUCAUAUGGCGUGAUCGUUCUACAAACUAAAGCUAUAACUAGCACAGUACAAUUAAGACGGAAAUUUGUUUUAAUCAAAAGUGGAAAAUGAAGAAUGAACACCCUUCAUGUAUCGGUACGUGUAUGCUGUGUCAAGUAAAGACUAUCAAAAUACAGGGUCACCUUGAUUGCACUACUUGCACGUGGAAAAGGCCUAUGUGUACAUAGGGUACACUCUCGAUACAUUACUACACGAUUUACUAUUUGACAUGACAUCUCCAAUCAAGAUAGAAAGUCCUUCUGUUCGAUAUUCGACAGACUUCAUCGAGGCAGAUUAUAUUUACACGAAUACACAAGUGCGUCAAGAUGCUAAAGGGACUUACAUAGCAACACCAACAAAUACAAAAUAUACUUUCAAAACUCAAAGAAAGGUUCCUAAACUCGGUGUUAUGUUAGUGGGUCUUGGCGGAAAUAAUGGAAGUACGGUUACAGCGGCCAUUUUGGCAAAUAAACAUAAGAUGUCUUGGCCAACAAAAGAAGGUGUAAGGCAUGCCAACUACUUAGGUUCGAUCACUCAGGCAAGCACUGUAUGUUUAGGCACAGGUCCAGAGGGAGAGAUUUAUGUUCCGCUCAAAGACAUGCUUCCUAUGGUUGACCCAAAUGAUAUUGUUAUUGACGGAUGGGACAUUUCAUCAUUGAACCUUGCAAAAGCUAUGGAGCGUGCCAAGGUUCUAGACUACAGCCUUCAAGAACAGUUACGUCCUUAUAUGGAAAAUAUCAAACCACGCCCAUCUGUUUACUUCCCAGAAUUCAUAGCAGCCAAUCAGAGUGAUCGGGCUGACAAUGUACUCUCUGGAACAAAACAAGAAUUACUGACAAAAAUCAGACAAGAUAUAAGAAAUUUUAAAGCAACAAGUGGCGUUGACAAGGUGAUCAUACUAUGGACUGCUAACACUGAAAGAUAUAGUGAACUGAUACCGGAAGUCAAUGGUAACGCAGAAAAUUUACUUAACAGCAUUAAAGCGGACGAAAGUGAAAUCUCACCUUCAACUUUGUUCGCAGUGGCUAGCAUACUGGAAGGGAUAACAUACAUCAAUGGAUCACCACAAAAUACAUUUGUACCUGGAGUUUUGGAACUUGCCGAAAAGAAGAAGGUUUUUAUCGCGGGUGACGACUUUAAAUCCGGACAAACUAAGCUUAAGUCCGUGUUGGUAGAUUUCCUCGUCAGUGCAGGCAUCAAACCGAAGUCAAUAGUCAGUUACAACCAUCUAGGUAACAAUGAUGGACAAAAUCUAAGCGCACCACAAACGUUCAGAUCUAAAGAGAUUUCAAAAAGCAACGUUGUUGACGAUAUGGUAGAUUCGAACAAUAUUCUGUUUCCCGAUGGAAAACGUCCAGAUCACUGUGUUGUUAUCAAAUACAUUCCUCAUGUAGGCGACAGCAAGCGAGCCAUGGAUGAAUAUACAUCUGAGAUAAUGAUGGGUGGGUCCAACACGCUUGUCAUUCACAACACGUGUGAGGAUUCUCUUCUAGCGUGUCCUCUCAUAUUAGAUCUGGUAAUUUUAGGGGAAAUAUUCGAGCGAAUUCAGUAUAGAACUGAGGACAAUAUGGAAUAUCAAAGUUUCAAUUCCGUUUUAUCAAUUCUUAGUUAUUUAUGCAAAGCCCCACUUGUUCCUCGCGGAACGCCUGUUGUCAAUUCACUUUUCCGACAAAGAAGUUGUAUUGAAAACGUACUACGUGCAUGCAUUGGUUUAGCUCCAACCAAUCAUAUGCUUUUAGAAUAUAAGCAUGCACAAAUUGCUCAAACAACUUCACGGAAACUAGUUAUUCCGCCUAAAGCAGCUAACGCAACAAACGGCCAUGUUCGACAUUCUUCAGACGAAGUUGAGAAAUAGUUCUACACAUUGAGUUAGCAAUGUCAGAUAUAAAUUUUCUUUGUACUUAGCUUUUUAAAUCUAUACUUAAACACGUAUGACAAAAAGAAAUCAACUGUUUACGAAAAUAAGUUCCAUUUUUUAAACAUUUACAAUGAAUUUAUUGACUAGAAUUAUAGAAAUAUUGGAAUUAUAGAAAUAUUGAAUGUCGUCACAACACAGACUCAUUUGGACCUAUUUUUAUAUGAUAAGAACUUGUCUCAAAAGUAAAACAUUACAGUAUACAUACCAGUUCAAUAAAUUCUUUUCUGUUAUAAAACUUUUUUUAAAAUUUUUAUUAGUAUAAAAGGAGUCAUAAUUAUAUCGUCAUGAAGGAAAAAAAUGAAUUAAACUAAAACAAACUA